Molecule: messenger RNA, 3864 nt
Organism: Oryzias melastigma (Indian medaka)
Lineage: Eukaryota; Metazoa; Chordata; Actinopteri; Beloniformes; Adrianichthyidae
Product: protein-glutamine gamma-glutamyltransferase 5
Exons: 15
Coding region: 261-2399 (712 amino acids)
Biological process (GO): peptide cross-linking
Molecular function (GO): protein-glutamine gamma-glutamyltransferase activity
Source: RefSeq, a predicted model, not a curated record
UGUCACAGACUUGUGCACGUCGGCGGUGCAGCUGCACGUGUCCUUCCAAUGGAAUUACAGCAAGAGUUUUUACCAAACAAACUCUGGAGAGAAACAUGGAGAGAUCCAGCUUUUCAGAGUAAAUGAGGGCAUCUUGUUUGGUUCCUUUUUCUGAGGAAUUUUUUGUUUUUUUGUGCGUCAGGACUUUCAAACAAAGAGAGGCGUUUCAGUGAGAAGGGAAGUGGAGCUCUCCCCUCGGCUGCAGCCAGAAUUUGGACAGCAUGCAACAAGCAUCAGGCAACAUCAGCAGCGGCUCUAACAGCAGCCGGCUGAAGUUGGUGAACUUCGAGAACGAAGACAACCACAUUUCCCAUCAGACCCAGGGGCUGAGCAGCAACUACCUGGUGGUGCGGCGCGGAAAGCCGUUUAAAGUCACCCUGAUGUUCGACAACCAGGCGUGGAACCGACCCAACCACAGGCUGGUGCUGGAGGCUCGACUAGGUGACCUGUCAGUGAGGAUUCCAGUUCGGUCCCCCAGUAACAGCUUUGAGCCUCUGGGCUGGUCAGCGAUGAUUUACCCCGGAGACCUGCAUCCUCUGUCGGUUACCGUCCACAUCUGCGCGCCGGUUCAGUCGUCUGUGGCGCUGUAUGAGCUCCACCUGGACAUAGAGACUCCUCAGAGAAGACUGACCUAUGAAGUGGGGAAGUUUGUUCUGCUUUGCAACCCUUGGCUGAAAGAAGAUCCAGUGUACAUGCCGCUGGAUGUCCAGCUCACGGAGUACGUCCAGAGCGAUUACGGAGUGGUUUACAUGGGCACAGAAACAAAUGUAGUUGGGAGACCCUGGUCGUUUGGUCAGUAUGAACCAGGAGUCCUGGAGGCCUGCCUGAAGCUUCUACAGGUCAGCCCUCAGCACCUGAGUGACAAUGAGAAGGACUACAUGGCCCGAGCAGACCCCGUCUACCUCAGCAGGGUGGUCUGUGCGAUGGUGAACUGCAAUGACGACUUGGGCAUUCUGCAAGGGAAGUGGCAAGGCAGCUACACGGACGGCCGAAAGCCGACGGACUGGAGCGGCAGCGCCGACAUCCUCAAUCAGUGGCUCUCAUCCAACUGCAAACCUGUGAAGUACGGACAGUGCUGGGUCUUUGGAGCCGUUCUCUGCUCAGUGAUGCGGGUUCUGGGAGUUCCCUCCAGGUUGGUGACGGUCUUCAAUGCUGCCCAUGACACCAACGGAAACGUCAAAGUGGAGGAGGUGUACUCCACCUGUGGGGAGAAGCUGAACCUGUCAAAGGACAGCAUUUGGAACUUCCACGUGUGGGUGGAGUGCUGGAUGAGGAGGGACGACCUCAGCGCGGAGUUUGAUGGCUGGCAGGUUGUGGACCCAACGCCCCAGGAGACCAGCGCAGGCAUGUACCGCUGUGGCCCCUGCCCGGUUGCUGCCAUCCUGCAGCGCCGCCUCAGAGCGCCGUAUGACGCCCCGUUCCUCUACGCCUCCGUCGAUGCCGAUGUCAUCCGGCUGGUGAUCCGGGACCAGCAUGUAGUGGGGAGUAUGGUGGAACCGGACAUUGUUGGCCGGCUGAUCUGCACCAAAAGCGUCGGCUUGGACAGUCCAGAAAACCUGACCUGGACUUAUAAGCAAAAGAGAAGAGAGCAGCACCCGGGCUUGAUGAGCAGCAGUCAGAUGAGCAGGAUUCAACCACGAGUCCAGACUCUGUCUCAUCCCAGCGGUCCAACAGAGGGAAGAACAGCAUCUCCAGGAGCAAUGGCCCCCAGUCUGCAGGUGUCCCUGACCAUGGAUAAGGUGCCGUCGCUGGGCGAAGACAUCCGCAUGACAGUGACGGUUUCUAACGGCUCCGGCAGCCCCCGGGACCUGCUGGAGCACAUCAGCGCUCAGCUGAAGGAGUAUGACAGCAGCCCACAGAAGAGCUUCUGGGUGUUCCACGGCCAAGUCGUCAUCCAGCCGUUUCAAGUGUUGAGGCUCCAUCACUUCAUCUCCUACUCUGACUAUUCCUCCAUCCUGGCGGGGGAGGACUUUGUGAAUUUGGCGGUGGUGAUGAAGGACACGAGGACCAAAGAAAGAUUCCUGGCUGCUCAAGAGUUCAGCAUUCAGGCCCCACAAGUCUCUAUAGAGGUUGAAGGAGGAGACAGCAUGCAGAUGCAGGAGGAGCGCGCUGCACACGUCAGCUUCACCAACCGCUUCAGUAAAGCUCUGAUGGAGGUGGUUCUGACUGUGGAGGGAUCGGGUCUGUUUUUGGGGAAACAGGACACAAGGGUCGCUGUCCUGGAGCCAGGAAAGACGAUCAGGAAGAAGGUCUCUGUAAUGGCCACUUCGCCCGGAACGAAAGUCCUGAUGGCAACGCUGUCGCACAGCAACAUCACUGCUUCAAGGGGUUUCCACAAAGUCUCUGUCGUGCUGCCCUGACGGGACUCCAUCAGUCACAUCCAGUUAACUCUUUAACAUCUGAAGUGUUGUCAAUGACGCUUAAACAAAAAAUCUUUAAUUUCCUGUACCUUUUCAACCGUUAACAUGAUAAUUCCAGUAGAUUUGCGCCGCUUUUCUCCUUCAGAAUCUGUUGGAAUUACAUUUGUUGUGUUCAAAAUUAAAAGAUUACAGCAAAUCAAAGAACAUAAACACUGGAGCUCCGGUGUUAAAAGGUUAACUCUUUCAAAUGAGAAGAAAAAGCAAUUGAAGAAUUAUGAAAAAAACAACAAAAAGGUGUUAUAAUUUACUGAUACAUGCAUAUUUCCUAAUUUUCUCAGACCAAGACAUAUUUUUUUUCUAUGAUGACAUUUUAAUAGUAGAACAGAUUAAUCUAGUAUAAUAAAAUGCUGACCUGUGUAUCAGGACAAAACGAAAACCUGCGAGCGCCACUUUUUCUGUAGUUUGUUCAGUAAAAGUUUUGCAUGUUUUAAUAAUUCUAGUAUCACAAUAUGGAGGUUUCUUGAUUUUAAAAAUGAAAAAAAAAACAAAAAACAUCACCAAUAAUUCCAACCAAAUGAGAGCCAGUCCACAACUGAUCCUUGAUUAUGUUGGUGAGUACUAAAGAAUUCUAGAACAGUUGCAUUUCCUGCUAUAAUUGUCAGAGUUGAGCCCUCUAUUUCUGCCUCUAACCACCUUAGGGAGCUCUCACCUGAGUAUUAACAAGCCCUGCUCCCUUCCUCUACUACAUCUCCCAUGAUCCAUCUCUCUCUGGUGUAAGCCUUCCUCAGCUGUUUCUCAUCACCUCAUCACCACCCUGUAUAUAUGUCACUCUCCAACCUCUGCUCAGUGCGAAGUCUUGUUUGGUCCUCUUACAGUCUGAGUAUACCUUCUCUGUGUUUUUGACUCCUGCCAGUUUAAUUCGCCUUCCUUGUAUUUUUGACCCUUCCCUGGACUCUGACUUCAUUAAUGUCUUGCCCUUGUUCAUUAAAUCAGUUGCUCUUGGAUCCAAAUGUCUCAGCCUCUUUGUCACAAUAAUCCUAGUCUGAAUACUUUUUGCUGAAAAUGGUAACACUAUUUACUUUAAUUGGUGAAGGGAUUUGCUGAAAAUGCAAAAGCUAUUUGCAAAAUGUUAAAUUUGCUAAAAGGCUGGAAAUUUUGUUAAAGAACUAUGAAAGAGCGCUAAAGUUGACUGAAAUUUAUGAAAAACUUGAAGUGAAAUCGCUUAAAAAUUCCUAGUACACGUCAAUUUUGCAAAAAAUUGUGUGUUGCUUAAAUAUGAACUAAACGGCAAAUUAUCCCAAAAUACUUCAGUAAUUCAGUAAACAAAAUAUAUUUUUAAGGAUUUUUUUUCUUUAUUUUUUUCUUUGGGUUUUUUUCGUUUCAUUAAUUGUAAAAUUUCAUGACAAACUGAUCUGUUGGACUAUUAUUGUGAGAGUUCUAAAGAAACGGAAAAAGCAAAAAAAAA